CUCGAUUCUCCGUACAAAACACCUACAUGUCGCUACCGAACAAAUGGCACCUGCGCCGGGUAGCAGAGAACAGCGCCCGAGCCUGCCUUGUCUGCCACAAGCCGUCGACCAGCGUGCUAAUCACGCCAGACAACAAAGACUUUUUCUACGUGUGUCCUGUCCAUCUUAAGGAUCGGAACUUCUGCUCGCCUAUCAUUGAUACAGAGCAGGAGGAGGCGAAGAAGCGCAAGGAAGCGCUGGCCCAGGAAAUCGAGAUGGUGAAGAAGGAGUAUGAGGAGAAGCAGAAGAGGAAAAGGGAAAAGAAAGAAAAGGAAAAAGAGAAAGAAAAAGAAAAGAAAGAUGAAAAGGACAAGUCAGAUUCCAAAGAGAAAGACGGGGAUGGAGAGGAUGAUGCCGCCCUGGAAAAAGAGAAAAACGACAGGAUCGCCGCGGUAAAAGCGGGGGCUGACAAGGAUGAUGACUCUUCUCCUCGCAUCUUUGCGUUGCACAAGAACUUCCAGCAGAUGCGCAUCGACCGGCUGCGCAAUAUCGAGCUGGCGAAACGGAACAUGGAGCGGCUGAGGGAUCCGUCCUUGUUUCCAUCUGUUCCAACGAAGGAGCUGUAGGCUGCUGCAUAGUAGCCAGGCCGGGCAGGACCUUCUUGAUCUUCUAGACGGAAGAUCGAAUCACCACGAUGAUGGUCUCCUGACAGGAUCUGCUGAUAAAUGAUACAUGAUAGUACUGACCAAGAGCCUAUCAUCAAUCAUAAUCGCGUAUACUACCACAUGAAGAAGGAAAAACGACCCGAGGGCGGAAGGCCAUCCAUGAUACGAGUUUGAUGCGUCUACGCCAGGGCUAAGACAUGUGUUCUUGGGCCGGACGAAUCGUAUCGUCUUGUCCAUGCGUACCGCUACUGUAGGUAUGCACUCGUGGAAAUGCAUGUGGGGGGUGGGGGGUU
Molecule: messenger RNA, 937 nt
Organism: Penicilliopsis zonata CBS 506.65
Lineage: Eukaryota; Fungi; Ascomycota; Eurotiomycetes; Eurotiales; Aspergillaceae
Exons: 3
Coding region: 27-605 (192 amino acids)
Biological process (GO): vacuolar transport
Cellular component (GO): endosome
Source: RefSeq, a predicted model, not a curated record